This is a messenger RNA of Vespula pensylvanica (western yellowjacket), 4182 nucleotides long. RefSeq names its product Hermansky-Pudlak syndrome 3 protein. The record is from RefSeq and is a predicted model, not a curated record. Gene Ontology annotation, biological process: organelle organization. Bases 530 to 4045 code for a protein of 1171 amino acids. The transcript is spliced from 4 exons. Lineage: Eukaryota; Metazoa; Arthropoda; Insecta; Hymenoptera; Vespidae. Gene Ontology annotation, cellular component: cytoplasm.
AUGCAAUAUUAAUUUGAUUACAUGAAAACGCUUAUAUGGCGCUGAGAUCACAUAUGUAUCUAUAAAUGAAUCUGCGCAUGCGUAAUAUAAAUGGAAAAUGUCAAACAAGUCGAGUGUUGAUCUUGACAUGUCUCUAUACCUUUCUUGUGUAGCCGUAUACGUUAAUUUUCACAUAAAAAGAUUAAUUAGAAAUUAUUAAUUAUCGAGAAGAAUUUGUUCUCGUUCGACAUUUACAAGUGGAUUUCAAUACGGUUAUUAUCGUUAAUCGUAAUUAUCAUUCCUCAUUAAACAUAUAUAAAAGUUAUUAUCACAGAUAACUCGGAAAUAUGUAACUUUAAAAAAAUAAUACUUUGAUAUUUCUAUUGAGAAAGAAGAUUAUAAAAAUAUUUUUAUUUAUGUAAAACGAGAUGUGUAUGAAAUAAUGAUUUCAUAUAUUUUCUUUGAUUAUUUGCAACAAGGUUUUUUAAAAACAAAGGAUUUAUUUAUUUUAUAAUUAUGUCUUAAAAGAUUAUAUCAUACCAAAGUAAACAUGGUACGAGUUAUAACAGUACAUAAUUUUUUGGGACAGAAUGUUACCCAAAUUGAAGAACCAACUGCAACAUGUGUUGCAAAUACUAAUGGACGAGAAAUGUUAUUGUUAGCUCUUUCGACACAUUGUGUUGAAGUAUGGGAGUUAAUGCCAUCUGAUAUAAAAUUGCAUACAAUAUUUCCAACUGUUGAUAUGAUUAAUCAAAUAUUACAUUGUUCUAAAGGAGAUUAUGUUGUGACAUUAGAAUCAAAAUAUUCUAGGGACAAUAUAAGUAAUAACCAUGGGAACAAAGUUACUAAUAAUUUUGUAAGAAUAUAUGUAAAUUGGGCGGUAGUAAAAGAUCAAAGUCAGCCGAUGCGAGCUAGAAUUGCAGGUCGUGUAACUCCAAGUUUAAAUCGACCAUUGAAUAGUUUGGAAAUGAUAGAAUUGCCUUUGAGCGUGCAACCAACAUUAAUAGCUUGUUGUCAAAGUACUGGAAAUUUAUUAAUUGCUUCAGGAAAUACUGCUAUACUUCACGAAUAUAAAGUUGAAACACAACAAUUAUCUAAAUUAAAAUUUAUAGAUUUUGAAGCAAGGCCUUGGUCCUUAGGAUUCUCAUUUUCACCUAUGCAUAUGGAAAUAGCGGAAGAUUUUAUAAUUAUUAUGAAUAGUACUAAUUUAUGUGUUUUUCGAUUAACCAAUUCUAUGUAUGAAGAUAUAGAUCAACUUAGCUCGUUAACAUCUACAAACGAAUCAUCAAUUGACAAAACUUCAAUAUCUAAUGACUCGUCACUUGUUGAUAAUAAUCAUACAUCUAGUAAUCAGGACCAAGAAACAAUUGCUCAAGCAACAAAUUUAAAGCAUAAAACUUCAGAACCGCAUCUUAUGCUAGAAAAUAAUGAUGCAUCAAGUAUGAAGAGUAAAAACAAAAAGAACAUGACGUCAAAGAUAAAUGCAUGGUGCAAAUCAGAAACAACAGAUAUCAAGAAAAUAAAAUCAAAAAAAAAUAAUGAACUUAUCGACUGGGAUCAUUUGAUAUAUAAUGAAAAAGAAGAAUUACAAAGGUUAGUUGCUCAAGAAAUUAUCGAUACAAAUUCACAGCCAUUGACUAUAAAUUUUCCAUCUAUAAGUUUGGAAAGAAUUGGUCCUGGACAUACUCUUAGUCCUUUCACUUUAAAUCCACCGGAUAUGAAAGUUUUUAUCAAAACUAAUUCACCUGAUUCUGGCUGGUCUGAAAAUUAUACUGUAAAAAAUCUACUAUCUCUCAGAAUUGCUAUUGCUAAUAAUAAAUCAGAAGUAGAUAGAAGCAUGGAGUAUUUUAAAUGUUCAAUGUUAAAACCAUUAUAUAUGAGAAAAGAAUGUAAUGGAUCUUGCAUAAAGAAAUCAAUUUUAAGAUCUGACAAAUACAAAUAUUUACAAGGUAUAAGUUGCUUUGUAUGUACUAUACAAGAAGGAUAUCUUUAUCAUUUUUCAGCAACAAGUGCAAAUCCUUUAGAUGCGACUUGUUUAACGACUUAUCCAUUUACUGCACCCAUUAAUCACAUUGCACUUGAGCAUACAGUACUUCAUGCAUUGACUGAUGUUGGUUUAGAAUCUUAUACAUUACGCUUAUCACAUUAUGUGGCAAAAAUGUUAAAUGAUAUUGAUCAGUAUAAAGUAACCUGUCCAAGUAUCUCGGAACCUGUAUGUCUGAUAGGAUUGAGACCAUUUUUGGGUAUACAAAAGCUGUUACACACAAAAAGUUAUUUAGUUUUAUUAGCUAAAGCUGACAAUUCUUGGACAUUAUAUUCAUUAAUUUUACCUAAGCUGGAGACUGUAUAUUAUGACAUUCUAAAUGCUGCAAGAAGCCAUAAAUCAUCAAGUCCAAGUACAUAUAGACAUUUAUUGGGUGAGGCUCAUGCUUUAAUACGCUUAGCUAAAGAUAGUUCUUAUUAUGGUUUUGAUAAUGAUGACGAUGAUGCAACACAUAGAAAUUGGUUGAAAUUAAAAAAUUUGUACAAUCAAUCUUGUGCAUUAUUGGGAGAUUAUUAUAUACGUUCAGAAUAUGGAUCAGAUUGGGAACUAUGCAUACCUUAUUACAAAAUGUCAGGUUUAAAACCUUCUGAAGUGUUAUCGAGAAAGUCAACUCAGGAUGCACCAGGUCUUAUAACAUUUUUAACUGACAUACUGAUGAUAAUGAGAUGUGGCACUGAAGCUGAUACUUUGUUUCAAGGACACAAUAUUAUAGAAAUCAUCUGUAGAUUAAAAAAGCAAGAAUUAUUGAAAUUAAUUUUUGGAAGUGUGGUAUUGAGAGAUUAUGUGACAGAUAAGUUAAUAAAUUUACUAUUAUCAUAUGAGAUAUGUGAUCCAAUUCGUCUUGCAUUAGCUUUGCUAUAUGUACAAAAUCAAAAACAAGAUCAUGCUGAAGAAAUUCUAGAACAUGUUUCUGUACAAUGUAUUAAAAAAAUGAUUUUGGAACAUUGGGAUUUAUUAUUUGAGAUGACAGCAGUGAAAAAAAGAAGUACACUAGUCCCUACAUUUUCAGAUUUUGCCGGAAUGUUGUUACAUAAGAAAACCAUUGCAUUUGCUGAGAUACUUAUACAAAUAAUAGAAGAAGAUAGCAAUGGUUUAUCUUUACAUCAAAUCUUACAAGCCUUUUUAGAAUAUUUACCAUCUCGUGUUGGAAGAGAUGGUCACAAUGCUGCAGCAGCCUUACAAAUUUUUAUAGAAAAAUAUUUCCAUAAUUAUUUUAACAUUAAAUCGAUGAUCGAUCUAUCUGGCAUAAAUAGAAAUAAAAUAUGUUCUGAUUUUGCUAUGGUAGAAGCAUUUAAAUUAUUAGUACGUUCAUACUUGGGUAAACUGACACAAACAAAAAUGUACAAUAUUGAAAACAAAGAAUAUAAAGACAAUAUUGACAGAGAUUUUAUAUUUGCAAAAUGCAGGCCACAAUACUUAAAUAAAAUGCCUCCAUAUGCGAAGGAUUAUCAAGCUAUUUUAACUACAAAUGAUUUCAAAGAUUUCAUAAAUAUGACUGCAACAUCUGAUACAGGGAAAACCAUUCAUCCUGAAUUGUUCAAAUUACAAUGUGUGCUAUCAUAUGAAUUUAUACCGCUUGAAUGUUUACAAGAAGUAAAACAAUUUCUUGAAUCUCAAAAUAUUGAUGGCAGUUUAUCACUUAAAACUUUAUAUAUACAAGAUACUGAAGAAGUAACAUUAAUUUUAAUGGAUAAUUGUCCUCAAGCAAUUUUACAAUACGCAAAGGAUAAAUAUAUGAAAGAAGUAGAGUGGAAAUAUCUCAUCGAGUUAUUACAGAGUAGAAUUUCUACAUAUACUGAACAAACAGAAUUACAUUGUUUAUAUAGUGAAAUCAUGAAGGAAACUUUACAUCAUUUACCACACGUUUUACCUUUGAAAAGUCUACAUCAUAUUUUACCAAAAGAUAAUGCAAUGGCUUUUCAAAAAUGUACUGAAAUGUGUACUCAGAUUAUGCAUGCAGAUCAUGUGAAAUCAUUAAUAAUAGAAACUAGCCAACAAUUAUUAUCAACUUUAAAGUUGUAAAAUCAUCUUAGGUAAUUUUACUUAUAAAUCACAUAUAGAGAAAUAAAUAAAUUUGAAGAGGCAUAUAACAAUUAUUAAAGGAAUUAGAAAGUUAUAUAUGAUAUUACAUAAUAUAAUAAAGUACACUUUUAAAUAUU